Messenger RNA from Torulaspora globosa, 612 nucleotides. RefSeq names its product Sec63 complex subunit SEC66 (gene SEC66). The transcript has a single exon. NCBI's taxonomy places the organism in Eukaryota, Fungi, Ascomycota, Saccharomycetes, Saccharomycetales, Saccharomycetaceae. The record is from RefSeq and is a predicted model, not a curated record. Bases 1 to 612 code for a protein of 203 amino acids. Gene Ontology annotation, biological process: post-translational protein targeting to membrane, translocation. Gene Ontology annotation, cellular component: Sec62/Sec63 complex.
AUGUCCUUCAACGGAUCUAGCGGUGGGAACAGUACGUUCUUUGAGGCUGAAGAACAUGUCGAGACCAAAGUGGUGCCGGUGUACACUCCUCUCAUCUACGGUGCGGUUUUAAUCGUAUAUUUGAUGAUAUUUGCAUCUCAGUACAGGAAGAGACGGAUCAAGGCAUUGACGGAGCUACCUUCUAUCUUUGACGAGAACGAUGCCAGAGAGCUGUAUUUCCAGGUUAAGCAGUUGGGUGAGGAACAGUCGGUUCACGAAAAAGUGAUGAAAGCAGUGCUGCUGAAUAGAGGAGCUGAAGCUAUUAGACGGUCGUUCAAAUUGAAGGAACUGGAGCCCCAGAUUGACAUACUCUAUAAGAAUGGGUCAAUUGGCGAAGAGUACUGGCAGCGGUACCAAAAUGAAGUGAAACUUACAGAGGUUGAGUUUAAAGAAGCGUUGCAAGAGGCAGAAAACCUGCAGCCAGGUUGGUCGCAACUGUUCGUCGCUGUUUGCAAAGAGAUCUGCUUCAAUCAAGCGCUUUCUAGACGCUACAACUCGAUCUUCAAGCGCAAGGAAGUUUGCAUCAAGGAGUGGGAGUUGAAGCUUAACGAUGACGGCAGAUUGAUUCAAUAG